UUUGAAGUCAGUUUAACGACAGUGAUUCUCAUGUAUCAGUUCAGUGUUGCGCAUCUCUUUGAAAAGGUCGUGCAGAGGAACGUUGCACAGGUUGUAAAAUGAUCGUUCUUCUUCAAAUAAUAAUAGCGAUAGCAAAUGGAGUACUAUGUCAAGAUUUUUUGGAUUAUCCUCCUAUAAAUUAUACUGCUGGAGAGAGUUUUGAAGACUGCGAGAGACGUUUCCCAGUCGAUUCAACCGAAUAUUCGGUGGUUCAAGCAGUUGGUGGGGUGAGAGCCUUUCAAGGAGAGUUUCAAUAUAUGGCCGCUAUUGGAUGGACCAGAUCCGAAGCGAGAAUCGAUUAUCUGUGUGGCGGAAGUUUGAUAACAUGGAGAUUUAUCUUGACCGCGGCUCAUUGUGCUGUAGAUGCAAACCACAUACCACCAGAUACCACCCGUUUGGGAGACACGGAUCUCGGCAGCAACGAAGACGAUGAAUUUGCGCAACAGGUUGGAAUUGCUCGUAUCAUCAAACACCCUCAGUAUAAGGAAUCAAAAAAGUACUAUGAUAUUGCGCUUAUCGAACUGCAGCAACAGUUGUGGGGAAACGAAGCAAUAAACCUUGCCUGUGUGUGGCGGGAACAAGACGUUCCUAGUGAGUUGCUCGAAGCGGUGGGCUUUGGCGCACUAGGAUUUGGGGAGAUGUUAAGUCCCACCUUGCAGAAGGUAAAACUUCGAGCACUGGACACGUCAACAUGUGCUGGACGUAUCCCGAUGGAUCGUCGUCGAAUGCCCGAAGGAUUGCGUCCGGAUCAGUUGUGUGCCCACAGUGAGACGAUGGACACUUGUGAAGGCGAUUCAGGAGGUCCGCUUCAAACGGAAUUGCACGACGUGUUUGGCAAUAUAUAUCCCCUUCUGGUAGGUGUUGUAUCAUUCGGAACUCCCUGUACAGAAGGUUCGACGGGAGUCUACACAAGAGUCACCUCGUACUUGGAUUGGAUCGUGAAGGAAGUGAAUCAGUCCCUUAGUUAUGAGGACUGUGUUAGUUGGGGAUAUCGCAAGCAGAAUCCCGCAAUAUCCGCUUCGGUGAUAUCAAACUUUCCAUUCCAACGCGUUGGAUUACUGUGGAAGGAAGAAGAAGCAGACAUCUACCAGUGUGGAGGACUCUUGAUCGACUAUCAGUAUGUUCUCACAUCAGCAGAUUGUGUCACGUCCAGUAAGGGUCCUCCAAAGUUCGUUGCAUCGCACCCAGAUAGGGAUCGUGCCCCGGUUGAGGAUGUGUUUGUUCAUCCUCGGUUUUUGAAAGGAAAACCUUACUUUGACAUCGCCGUUAUAAAGAUACUGAAAUACGCAAACCCAGAGCAAAGCAAACCAGUUUGUCCGUGGAAUGAAAAGCUGUACGGCCAUUGGGCUCAGAAUACACUUCAGUUUGGAGCAACUUUAUCGUUAUUCGUAGAGCUUCAGAGUGACCCAACUCUACGAAGUUAUAUACAUUCAUCGCUGUUCGUUGAUCGAUGUGUUGCUGGCGAAACUGUACCGGAAAACGAUCUAAUCUGCAUAGAACGUAAAGUCUCGUUAAUACCAGGAUUGUGCAAGGUUGAUUAUGGAGGACCCGUUGUGACUGACAUAUAUAUGAAUAACUAUAAAGUUCAUGGUAUAUUGUCCCGAGCCACACAGGGAUGUGACAGUAAUGUUAUCUUUACCAGCCUAGCACCUCACAAACAGUGGUUAGAGUCGAUCAUGUUUAAAAAGCUAAAUGAGCGACUUAUUUUUAGCGAUUAAACGCUUGCAUGGAAAUCGCAUGUAUAAUCUACCUAGUCUUAUCUUUUAUUUAAUUCAAAAUAAACCUUGAAAUUGGAUCAUAUUUCAUUUAA
Messenger RNA from Anopheles funestus (African malaria mosquito), 1849 nucleotides. Its product is annotated as transmembrane protease serine 9-like. Lineage: Eukaryota; Metazoa; Arthropoda; Insecta; Diptera; Culicidae. The coding region runs from base 99 to 1757 and encodes 552 amino acids. Gene Ontology annotation, molecular function: serine-type endopeptidase activity. The transcript has 5 exons. The record is from RefSeq and is a predicted model, not a curated record. Gene Ontology annotation, biological process: proteolysis.